Synchiropus splendidus (mandarinfish) is the source of this 3128-nucleotide messenger RNA. It is a transcript of the gene nfxl1, whose product is annotated as nuclear transcription factor, X-box binding-like 1. The record is from RefSeq and is a predicted model, not a curated record. Gene Ontology annotation, cellular component: nucleus. Lineage: Eukaryota; Metazoa; Chordata; Actinopteri; Syngnathiformes; Callionymidae. Gene Ontology annotation, biological process: regulation of DNA-templated transcription. The transcript is spliced from 25 exons. The coding region runs from base 62 to 2728 and encodes 888 amino acids. Gene Ontology annotation, molecular function: RNA polymerase II transcription regulatory region sequence-specific DNA binding; zinc ion binding; DNA-binding transcription factor activity, RNA polymerase II-specific.
GAAUCCGGACGACAGGCAACUUGCUGCUACCUCCAACUAUAUUGAAGCAAUCAUCAUUUGGAUGGAGCCCGCAUGGCGACAGCAGGGAAGGGGCCGUGGACGGAAUGAGGAGAGUCAUGGGGAAAAGUCCCGACCUGGACAGAGGCUGCAAGACAAGCCAGGAGGGAGCUCAGGGGUGUGGGGCUCAGGCAGAGGCAGGGCAAGGACCUCUCCAGCACCACAGCAAGGUGCAUCUAGCCAGUCCAAGUUCGAAGAGAUAAAGAAGUCAAACCGAGCUGCUGCUCUGCGGUUGGUGGAAAGUCAGAUCAGCUCAUCCUCCUCUGAUGAAGACGAUGAUGUUGGAGAUAUGGAGAACAAGGAUGGAAAAAGAGGGAAGAUUUUGGCCUCAACUUUUACAGCCUACACCACCAAGACAGGUGGAGAGUCUACUGAUCUUGACCGAACGGGUCAUUAUGUCAGCGAACUGUUCCAGUCAGGAGCUGUCACCUGUCUGAUCUGUAUUGCUUCUGUUCGAAGGACUCAGCCGGUGUGGAGCUGCACCAGCUGUUUCUCGCUCUUCCACAUCCCUUGUAUUCAGAAAUGGGCAAAAGAUUCAGUGUUUCUCGUGUCUUCUAUCACUGAUGAUGACUUUGGUCAGAAGCAGCACCCGUGGCCAUGUCCAAAGUGCCGAGCAGAGUAUCCACACAGUGACACACCCAACAGGUACAUGUGCUAUUGUGGGAAGGUGCAGGAUCCUCCAGCCGAUCCCUGGUUGGUUCCCCAUUCUUGUGGCUCUGUGUGUCAAAAAGAUCUCAAACCUGCCUGUGGACACACCUGUCUACUGCUUUGUCACCCCGGUCCUUGCCCACCAUGUCCCAAUAUGGUGUCUGUGUCCUGCAUGUGUGGCAAGGCCAAGCCUCUUCCCCGUCGUUGUAGCAACAAGGCCUGGUCCUGUCAACAGCACUGUGGCAAGCUGCUGCCAUGCAAACAGCAUACAUGCACUCAACCGUGUCAUAAAGAGUGUUCUCCAUGCCCACGGUUCAGUCUUCAGAAGUGCGUGUGUGGCCGAGAGCAAGUAGAGAGGCCUUGUGCCAGUCGAGAGUGGCAUUGUGAACAGGUGUGUGGGUCUCUUCUGUCCUGUGGAAAUCACACCUGUGAGAUGAUCUGCCAUGAUGGCAAGUGUCCUCCGUGUCCUCGGUCAGUCAGCAGAGCAUGUCCCUGCGGCAAAAGCAGGUCAUCUCUUCCGUGCACAGAGGAGAUUCCACUGUGUGGAGACACCUGUGACCGCAGCCUGUCAUGCGGAAAACACACCUGCUCGAUGAGAUGUCACAGAGGGAGCUGCGAGACUUGCAGACAGGAGGUGGAACGAGAGUGUCGGUGUGGAAAAUAUAGGAAAUUAAUGCCUUGCCAUAAAGAGUAUGUGUGUGACUCCAAAUGUCCAAAGACCAGAAGCUGCCAGAAACAUCAAUGCAGGAGGAAGUGUUGCCCUGGUAACUGCCCCCCUUGUGACCAGAGCUGUGGACGAACUCUGGGGUGUCGCAACCAUAAAUGCCCAUCUGUCUGUCACCAAGGAAGUUGUUACCCCUGUCCAGAGAUGGAGGAAGUGCGCUGCACAUGCGGGUCCACUGUCUUGGUGGUUCCAUGUGGCCGUGAGCGGAGCACCAAGCCCCCUCGCUGUAAAGAGCUGUGCAGGAAUCCGCCAAGCUGCCACCAUCCAACUAGAGAGAAACACCGGUGCCAUCCAGGUCCCUGUCCCCCUUGCAAGCAAACCUGCUUCCAACCCUUGUCAGGCUGCAGCCACACAUGCCCACAGCCUUGCCAUGACUUGGUGCUGGUCAAGUCCCAGCAGGUUCAGCUUGCGGGUCCAUGGGAACAACCUUCUGAGCCGGCCUUCAUCCAGAAGGCCUUGCCCUGUCCACCGUGUCAAGUCCCCAUACCCACGUCCUGCUUCGGAAGGCAUGAGGUGAGCCCAGUGCCAUGUCAUCGUAGGGGACCCUUCUCAUGUAAAAGACCUUGUGGACAACCUUUGACCUGUGGCAACCACAGCUGCACCCGAGAGUGUCACCCACUGAAGGACAACAACAAGUGUGAGGUGUGUGAGGAGGGGUGUUCCAAGCCACGCCCACUUGGCUGCGCACACACCUGCCCCCGACCGUGUCACCCAGGUGAUUGCCCGCCCUGCAGCCAGAUGAUUCGCCAACGCUGUCAUUGCAAGAUCACCAUUUUGUAUAUGGAAUGUCUAAAGAUGGUGACAGCAGAUGAGGAGACAAAAGUGCAUUUGGGCUCAUGUAACAAUCAGUGUCCAAAAGAGUUGAGCUGCGGUCACCGAUGCAAGCAGACGUGUCAUCCUGGUGUGUGUGAGGAGAAAUGUCACCAGAAGGUCAAGAUCAGAUGUCCCUGCAAGAGAAUUAAGAAGGAGUUCUCCUGCUCGAUGGCACCUCAGUUAGGGCUUCAGUGUGAUGAUUCAUGCAAGGACCAGCAGCAGAAAGUGAUCCAGCUCAAGGAGGCUGAGCAGAAAGCUGCCACCGAGGAGGAGCAGAAGAAGCUACAGGAGGAACUCGAGGCGUUCGAGAAGCGGCAGCAGCGAGGAGGGCGUCGGAAUAAGAAGAGAGGGAGACGGGAAGAGGUGGAUGAUGAGAGCAGAAGGUGGGGACGGUGGUGGAGAUGUGCUGCUUUCAUUCUUGCUCCGCUCAGCGGAGCUGUGCUGUCUGCUGCUGCGUACUUCAUGUUUACGUCUGAAUCUGGUUAGACACUGUGAUGGGAGAGAUGAACGAACGACAUAAUACCUGAGCUUGUUAUUUUGUUUCUUCAAUCAGGUGUUCUAUUGUUUCCUUUAGAUUGGCACCUGUUUUUCCCUUCAGAUGUGUGUAUUUGGAGGAGAUAAUAGUCAGAAAUAUCAGAGUUUAUGAGUUUGUGUUUCGAUUGACAUCAUAGUUAAAAUCCCUAUCAUCAGUACGGUACUUUGAGUCUGUGCUGAUACUUGGAAUGUAUAGUGGAAAACUGAAUGUCAUCCACUUCACUGAAUAUCGAGCGUCAUUGUGUUUGAAAUGAUAAGGAAAUUUCAAAGUGGACUAAAAUGUUUUUUUUUCUCUUCCUCUACUUCAAAAUAAAUAAAUACAUUUCAAUGGGAAAAAAUGAUUCUUUAUUUA